Messenger RNA from Pteropus alecto (black flying fox), 5093 nucleotides. It is a transcript of the gene KIF6, whose product is annotated as kinesin family member 6. Lineage: Eukaryota; Metazoa; Chordata; Mammalia; Chiroptera; Pteropodidae. Gene Ontology annotation, molecular function: ATP binding; microtubule motor activity; microtubule binding. Bases 2597 to 4159 code for a protein of 520 amino acids. The record is from RefSeq and is a predicted model, not a curated record. The transcript is spliced from 17 exons. Gene Ontology annotation, biological process: mitotic spindle organization; microtubule-based movement.
UAAGUACGUAGAGAUAUUAAGUAUAAUAUGAGAUUUCUCUCUUUGUCAGUUGAGGAAUGCCUUCAGGAACAUGUUAUUGUAUUUAUACAUGAAAACCAAAAUGGAAGUAAAUGUUUAGAAAAAAAACCCAGGUUGUAUGACCAUCUCCUAACCCUGUUCCAUUUAGAUCACAUGGUUCCUACUCAGUUUAGAACGCCCACAGCAGCCCCACAAAGAAUAAUCUUCCUCUGCCUCUUCCCAGAUACUGGCCAUUUCUGGGUCACUAUGAAGGUCUGUAUCUGCUUCAAGAGAUCUGAGCUUAUUAUGGUAUUCCUAAGCUCUUUAGCACUGAGAAGAUACCUGUUCAGGGUCUUCUUUUAAAGAAAUGGCCUAGGACUGGUCUCUGUGGCCAAAACAAGUCUCCAAAGGGAUCAUAAAGAACAUAGCCUGAAGACCCCUCUACAACACUCAGUGCUUUUUGUUUUACUAAGAACUAUUCCAGAAAUGAUUUAUAUUGAUCUCUAAAUAGAGAUCCUUUUUUUGAGAUUGACAGGCAUUCUCAUCCCACUUUUCUGUGUGGAGAUUUUAUAGGUAAAGAAAAUAAGGCUAAGAAAUUUAAGAGAUUUGCCUAAGAUUGCACAAGUGGAAAAGCUAGAUUCUGACUCUAUGUCCUGCAUUCUUUCCUUUCUUCUAAACUGGCUUCAUUUUCUCCAUUUGUAAAGACUGUUUGUUCAAUUUGUAAUCUCAUUUUUAAUUUUAUUUCUUUCCUCUCACAGUUUUAGAACUUUUUCUGGAAAAGACAUUGGGAUUGCGUGUACCCCAUUCAUUCCAGGUGGUAGCAGACAGGAGUGUAUCCCAGCUCCAGGAGUAGAACCUGACUGUUCUAAGCCAAUUGGAGCCUGUCUUUCUGGGUACAGUGAUUGGCUCAUGGAUGGGCCCAUGACCCAAGUUGGUCUCUAGAGAAGCUCAGGACUUUUGUUUAAUGACUAAAGAAGAAAGGCCCUCUCGUACCUGUUAUAAAUAAAGAAGUUUGUAACAUGAGAGCAUUUGGCAGCCAUCCUAUGGCCAUGAAGAGAGGCAGACUUCUACCACAUGGAAGAUAGACUUGAGAUAUGGGCAUAAACUAAGUCUUUGGUGGUAGCAUUGACUUUCUGGGUCAUUCUAACCAAAAGCCUUUCCUAUUAUAGUUACAUGAGCCAAUAAAUUUCCCCUAUGAUUAAAACCAGUUUAGGUUAUCUUUUCUGUUACUGCAAACAAAAGCAAGUUAACUAACACAUCACGUAAUUUAACAUCAACAGUAAGUUUAAUAAGCAUAUUCUGUUUUAUGUUAUCUAAGUUGUCAGUAAAGCUGUUGAAGAGAUAGCAACAUUGUUUCCUAGAACAGGGGAAAAUAUAAUGACAUUUGUUUUAUAAAAGAACUUCAAAGUACGUAGAACAUUGUGAGAUAUUUAACUGAUGAUUCAUAGACAAUAAUGCCACACUCUCUGCACACCUGUCAGACCAACCCCUAUUUGGUCUGGUACUUGGUAUUUGGGCCUACCUUGCCUCUUUCAAAUAUUUUAUUGUCCUCCUGGCUCUUAGGGUCUGGAUCUCUGCUCAGCUCCCUAUGCUACCACCUUGCCACUCAGACUUGGGUCUGCCAUAGUCCCCAGUUCAUUUUCAAUUACACCGAAACUUAGUUCUCUCAAAUCUCAUUCCAUACUAAUGACCAGCACACUGCCUUCUCAGGUGAAACUAAUUAAGCUACUCAUGCAUCUGUUCGGAUUCACUUAACAAAAAUGUGUUGACCAUGUGUUGUAUUUGUCAAAUUUCUUAGUUGCAAACUGGAAAAAUCUACUCUAGCUAAUUUAAGCAGCAUAGAAUUUAUUAAAUGUAAAGAAUCUCAAGAAAAUUUAGAAAACUGGGCAUAGAUACUACCCAGGUGGCAACGAGCAACCAGGAGAUGCAUCUAACCACACCACUAAACUGCUCUGCAAAACACUACUAUUAUCCCCACUUGGUAUUUAGGACAUUAAGUCCUAGAUUCCAGAACCUUCCUUGCAGCUGUCUCAGAAGAACCAGAUGCCUCUGUUACCAUACUCUUCUAAAAAUCUGAUCUUCCUCAUAGCCAUCACCUCUCCUUACUUACCUUCAAAUCUUACAUAGGAGUGUCAUCUGCUUGAGAGAGCUAGGUCUCAUGCAAAAUGUGAGUUGUAAGAGAGACUAGGAAAUGUAGUUUUAUAGGAAAUAAAACUAGAAUGGGGAUUGUCAUGAGAGCUGAGGGAGAUGAUUUAGUUUCUGCCACACGUACUGGCUGCUGGGCACUGUUCUAGACAGUGGGAGGUGGUGGAAGCUGGGGAGGAAAGAAUAAGAGAAACAAAGACCCUAGCCUUGUGGAGAGAAAGUCUGGUGGGGAAGCAGAUAACUAACAACUAAAUAAAUAAAAUUUCAGUUAGUGAUAAGUACCAGAAGAAAAAGAAAAUGGAGUAACAGCCUGAAGAUAAGUGUGUAACCUUUGAUAGCGGUUUCAGAGAAAGCCCUUGUGAAGAAGUAAAAUAUGAGCAAAGACUCGAAUGAUGAGAAGCUGUAUGAAAAUCUUGGCAAGAGCAUUCCAGGAGGUCAUGAGUGCCUGUGUUGAAUGCUUACUCCACUCGGAAAUCAAGUUAUCAUUGCCCUUUCAGAAAAACACCGUUUACACAUUCCAUAUAGAAACUCCAUGAUGACUAGUGUCCUAAGAGACAGUUUGGGUGGGAACUGCAUGACGACCAUGAUUGCAACACUCUCUUUAGAGAAAAGAAACAUUGACGAGUCUAUAUCCACCUGCAGAUUUGCACAACGAGUGGCUCUCAUAAAGAAUGAAGCUGUUCUUAAUGAAGAAAUUGAUCCCAGAUUGAUGAUUAUACGCCUACAAAAGGAAAUCCAGGAACUGAAGGAUGAACUGGCCAUUGUCACUGGGGAGCAGAAGACAGAGGCGCUCACAGAAGCAGAGCUCCUUCAGCUGGAAAAACUAAUUACAUCCUUUCUGGAAGACCAGGAUCCAGAGAGUAGACUAGAGGUUGGAGCUGAUAUGCGUAAAAUUCAUCACUGUUUCCAUCAUUUAAAGAAACUAUUGCAUGACAAGAAGAUCCAUGAAAAGAGCACAGUGUCCUCCGAAAUCAAAGAUCAAAACUGCCAAGAACCAUUAAAAGAAGAAGAAUAUAAAAAGCUAAGAGAUAUUCUACAGCAGAGAGAUAAUGAAAUCAAUAUUCUGGUCAAUAUGUUAAAGAAGGAAAAGAAGAAAGCUCAGGAUGCUCUUCACUUAUCUAGCAUGGAUAGAAAUGAAUUCAGACACUCACAGAGCUCACCUUUCCCACCCGGGAACCCAGAAGGUCCGAGGACUUUGCCAUCCUCAGCUCCCACGCAAGUCCAUGACUCCAGCGCUGUUGGGUACAGAUCCAGUUUGCUCCACAGAAAAACAGAGAUGAGAGAGGAAAUGUCAUUAGGACGCCAGGAGGCUUUUGAAAUCUUCAAGAGGGACCACGCUGACAGCGUUACUAUCGAAGACAACAAACAGAUUCUAAAACAGAGAUUUUCUGAAGCAAAGGCCCUGGGGGAAAAUAUAAACGAAGCAAGAAGUAAAAUUGGUCGCUUGAAGGAAGAAAUCACCCAGCGGCAUCUGCAGCAAGUAGCUCUAGGUAUCUCAGAAAACAUGGCCGUGCCCUCGGUGCCAGACCUGCAGGAAGAGAAGCUGCGAUCACAACUGGAGGAAGAAAAGAAAAGGUAUAAAACAAUGUUCACACACCUGAAGGCCCUGAAGGUGGAGAUUGAGCACUUGCAGCUGCUCAUGGACAAAGCCAAGGUGAAGCUGCAGAAAGAGUUUGAAGCCUGGUGGGCAGAGGAGGCCACCAGCCUGCAGGUAGACACUCCAGCAGUGAAGUCACUCAAUCUCACGAAGCCCUUUCACCAGGCGCCUGAAUCCCUGCACGAAAGGCCCCAGCUUCUCUCUAACAAAAGUGAUGUGAAUGCCAGGAAAAUCCUGCCCUCACCUUGUCCCAUUGUGUACAGCCAGGAGCAGAACAGCACCAGUGCCUCCCUGGAUGACAGCAUCCCUAAGAGACCAACGUCAUCCAUCCCUCUCACCGGGGACAGCCAGACAGACUCUGACAUCCUGGCAUUCAUCAAGGCCAGACAGAACAUUCUUCAGAAGAAAUGUUUCCAGUAAGCGUCCAGCCGUGCAUUGUGGCAGGAAGAACAGAGUACAGAUGAAGGUGCCUCCUCUCACACACCCUGGCUUCAAAAGUGAUCUGAAUGGAGGGGUCUGUAUUUCUUUAGGAAUAGUGUCCUGGAGGCUAUCAGUGAGGACAGGGCCACCUUUGCUGUGGAUGCUAGAGCUAGGGGCAGGAUGGGGGCUUUAGCUCACUCUUGCAGUGGUGUUUCUAAUAGAUAAUGAUAAACCUUUGAGAUUAUGAAAUAGUCUCAUCAUAAUGUAGUAUCAGAGGAUGCUCAUACUGGUAGAAUAGGGGGAAAUAAUAAUCUGUUAUUUUUAGCCAUUUAUCAGCCACUUUCCUGCCCUAUCCCCUGGUUUAGAAGCCCAAGAAUGGCUGGGGCAGGCCAGGAAAUAGGUCAGAGCCAAAGACAUGGCAGUGGAAUACAAGGCAUCUUAAUGGCCAGUCCUAAUCUCUGGGAACAAAUCCUCCACCAUCACCCUCAUACCCAGAUGACCAGUAGGCAGUGCCUGAAUGAGCUGUAUCUCCAGGGAGCCACCCACCCUGCAGUGCCUAAGGACAUCACAGCACCCAGAGAACAGUGAUAGCUCCUAGGAGCUCUGCACUAUGGGCACCUUAGGCUUCACACUCUCACCCAGCCACUUGGGGCUCUGCAGGAUUAGAGCCAGUACUCCUCAUUCCCACCAGGAAAACAUAGCUACUGGGGGUCUCAUCUUAGUGAGCCUUCCAGCACUUCAGGCCCAGGCUCCAUAAUGCAGAUACAGCCAAGGGUGAGCCAGCCCUCAGGAGGCCCUAGGAGAAAUGCCUCCUGCAGCUGAGUGGUGGCAGCAAAGUUCCAAGCCAGCCAUAGUUGAGGAUGAAGAGUUAAGGCAGGGGAAGAGGAUCAACACCUGGAAAUGAACUUACUAAAUAAAAGUGCUUGUCCACUGA